UGGUCCGUUGCUCUUCGUGUCUCGGGACGCGUCCGCUUUAUAGAGUCACCUUGCUGCUCUUGCUGCCGCCGCUGCGACGGGGAGAAAGCAGGCGGAAAGCUCGGCCCAAAGGCACACAGGCAGGCGGGCGGCAGAAAUCUGAACGCAGACUCUGCGGCCACUGACCGAUCGGGGGAAACAUGGCGGAUGCGAAGCCCAAGACCUCCCCGAAGGCCAUCAAGUUCCUGUUCGGGGGUCUGGCUGGGACAGCACGGAGGCCGUUACUGCGGCGCGGCGACACGCUGAUGGAAGGCGUCACUACGCUGUGGAGGGGUUGCAUUCCCACCAUGGCUCGAGCGGUGGUCGUGAACGCCGCUCAACUGGCCUCGUACUCUCAGUCCAAACAGGCGCUGCUCGAUUCAGGUUAUUUUGGAGACGAUAUUCUGUGUCACUUCUGUGCCAGUAUGAUCAGUGGUCUGGUUACCACGGCAGCCUCGAUGCCCGUCGACAUCGUAAAGACCAGAAUCCAGAACAUGAAGAUGAUCGACGGGAAGCCCGAGUAUAAAAAUGGUUUGGAGGUGCUGGUUCGAGUGGUGGGGAAGGAGGGCUUCUUCUCUCUGUGGAAAGGUUUCACCCCGUACUAUGCCCGCCUUGGCCCGCACACCGUCCUCACCUUCAUCUUCCUGGAGCAGAUGAACCGCCUCUACAAGACCUACGUCCUCGACGUUUAGCCCACGCACAGACAGGCACACACGGUCUUUGAAUUCUUUCUGUAAAGAGAAAAAUGUAAAUUAAAUGUAGUUCAGACAUCAUUCACAGAUGUUUUGAGUAAUUAAGUCUUAUUUGUAGAAACCCUGCCCCACUGUCUCCCUGACAACACGCAGCAUCAUGAUGGGUAACCAUGGUAACAACCAUGGCUGAGCAGAGACUCGUGGUUGAAUAAAGACUUUUUGACCUUG
This is a messenger RNA of Neolamprologus brichardi, 938 nucleotides long. NCBI's taxonomy places the organism in Eukaryota, Metazoa, Chordata, Actinopteri, Cichliformes, Cichlidae. The record is from RefSeq and is a predicted model, not a curated record.